Messenger RNA from Terrapene triunguis (Three-toed box turtle), 817 nucleotides. RefSeq names its product butyrophilin subfamily 3 member A2-like. The transcript has 6 exons. The annotation marks the transcript as partial. The record is from RefSeq and is a predicted model, not a curated record. NCBI's taxonomy places the organism in Eukaryota, Metazoa, Chordata, Testudines, Emydidae.
CGGCUUCUCGGCAUGGAAGUGCUGUGGAGGAAAAUUGAACCAGGAUUUGUUCUGAUUCAUGAGUACUCAGAGGAGGGUACCCAGGGCCUUCCAGGGGAGGGUUACCAGACGCGGACGGAGCUGUUCCCGCAGGAGUUCAGCAGUGGGAACGUCUCUCUGAAGCUGAAACGGCUCCAAGUGGCGGAUGCUGGGACAUACCAGUGCCUUGUGAGGAACCCAGAAUGGACCCAGGAAGCCACCACUGAGCUACAGGUCGCAGCUUUGGCUCCAGUGUUGAUUGACGUGCUGGGCCCCCGGGGUCAGGGGAUCGGGCUGAUCUGUAGAUCCACAGGCUGGUUCCCCAAACCCGAACUCCAGUGGGUUGGCAAGAAUGGGCAGAACCUGAUGAUGGAGAUUGUGACCGACAUGACUCAGGAAAGGGAGAACCUGUAUAGUGUUGUGAGUCACGUCACUGUCACAGAAGGAGAAGACAAUGGAGACAUCAGCUGCAUAGUGCGGAAUGCCCUGCUGGUGACCGAGCGACAAUCGGCCAUUCACCUCUCAGGUGAGUCCCCCCGUGCAGAAGGGGUUGUUGCUGCAUUCUGGGUGAUGUUCACUCUGAUUCUCAUUGCUGCUGGAGCUUGUGCAUAUCUUGGAUACACAGUGAAGCAAAAGGUCUCUCAGGAGAAACGCUCUAAAGAGGAAGCUCGAUUAUUUUAUGCAAGGGCGGAUUGGCUAAACAGGGCCGAUGAGAGGAGGAGGAAGCCGGGGAACCUGGGCCUUGGGGCCCUUUCCGGACUGCCGGGCCCCGAGUGCCAGGAGCUCCGUGAGAAGCUUG